ACAGAGAGGGAGGGGAGGAGCGCUCCGACUUUUGACAUCACGUCGCGUACGCGCCGCUAAGUCCAGAAGUUUGAGUCAAAGUUAGGCGGGUGCCGUCGGCCCGUGUGUUUAUUAGUGUAGUUCACGAGAGAAGAGGAAAUAACUCGAGACACGCUCCUCGUUACGCCACGCUCCGCCGCCGCAGAGAGACCACCAUGGAGGGGCCGCGCUGUCGGACGUCACUGUGGACGCACAAAGUUGUGUUGUGCCUCUGCGCCGCGCUGUGCUUCGUACCUGGAGGCAAAGGUGGGGUGUCCCACGCCCACUCCUCCCUCAGUGUGUCUGCCCCCCAUCAUCAAUACAUCUGUCCUGAAGGUGCAACUGUCAAAAUGCAGUGUACCCAGGCAGGCGCUCCCUUGAACAGGAACGAUAGCCUAGCGGACAUCUGGCUUUUCACGCCACACAUCGACCAUGAAUGUAGCAAGCAGCACCCCCGCGUUCAUUCCCCGGGGAAACACGCUGUGCCUAAAGGGGUGCAUUAUACUCAUUCAGGACACAACUUCUGGGUGACUCUGGAGAACCUGACACUUGCUGACCAGGGUCGCUACUGCUGCAGGGUCCUGGAGUUAAAGCAACACACUCAUUCCGUUACGCAGGAAACCCACAGCCACAUUGUUCUCACAAUCACACCACGGAGAGAUGGAUCGCAAAACUGCACUGUUUGGGAUUCCGCACCAACUAAUGGCUCUGUGGCAGUGGCCCUGGCCAUAGCAGCCUGCAUCCUGGCUUUGCUCGCGCUGCCUCUCAUCCUGGUGCUGGUGUACAAGCAGAGACAAAGCUCCCGCUCCAGAAAACGUGGACAAGAGCUGGUGAGAAUGGACAGUGAAGCCCAUGGCCAUGAGAACCCGGUGUUUCUCGGGGGAUCGCCGCAGAUUAAGACCCGAACGAUUUCUCAGAUCAUGACCAGACAGUCCUCUGAGACAGGAUGCCACCUGUUGUCUGCGCCCGUAACCCCCCUCAUUCUUCCGGCGCAUGGGGACGUGUUCUUCCCAUCUGAAGACGCCAUCCCAGAAUCUCCAGAGUUCCUGCAGGCUUAAAGUGGAUCAAAACCUUUCUCAGCGCUGUAACUGCUGAUCUGGAAACAGUUCCACAGCUCUCUUCCUCCUUUCUCCAGAGCGAUGUUGCAAUUCUCAACCGCCUCGCAGCAAUAUUUGCAGGAAUUGUCGUCUGCCCAUUGUCUGGACCGCAGGAGGGAAUGUAGUGUGUUUUCUAUUCAAAAAUAAUUUCCACAUGCAACACCAGCUGGAGGCCAUGAGCCAAAGAUCUCGUGUGAGCACUUGUGUGUGUGUGUGUGUGUGUGUGUGUGUGUGUGGAGGGGGACCCAGAAUGCUUAGGGUGGGGGUCACUAUAAAGGUUACAUCCACACAAGCAUCUUCUUCUAGGACGUAAUAGGAAAACAAUUGGUCUGGCUCAGGAGGUAUCUUAUGCUGAAAGAAAAAAAAAGAUUGUAUUUAGUCGCUAUGAAUAACAGAGUGGCACAUAUGUCACCAACCACACACUGAUAGCAUCCACCUCCAAACCCACCACACUCACGCCCGCUCGUCUCACGUGAGCUACGCCAGUGGAAACUCAAACUAGACAGGAAGUCAAAGGGCACAGAUGUAAAAGCCAGCGGAGGCUCUAAGCCGUUCCUGUCAUAGCAAUAAAGUGCUUCGCACCCAAUCAGCAGAGCGGAGUUCUGUUUUUAUGGCAUUACCUGGUUCCUCUGCAUCAUUUGUACUUAGCCUCUGCAUCUUUUUCUUUCCUGUUUUCUACCUCACUCAGUUUCAGCUCUGCUGUUAUAAAUACUCUUCCUUUCUGAACUUGCAGUAACACUUUACAGUGGCCUUAUUACCUUACUGGAGCAGAAACUGAAUUGAGACGAAGUCUGUUCCUGGUGAUAAUACUUCACUGCUAUUUGUGCAUAUGCAGUUUAAUGAUACAUGUUUAGAUUUUCUCUUGAAUGUAGCUUAGUAACAGUAGUAACAGAUGUCUAUUUUAUUUACACCAGCAGCACCCAAAACAGCUUAAUUACUGCCAUUACAAUGUAUAUACAAUAUAAGGGUUAAUAUUAUGUUCCAUGUGCAAUGGGAAUUAUAGCUGAAUACUUAUUAGCGCGUGGGGAUGAACAACGUUGAAAUGCAAACUAAAGACAAUCAUUUCGCUGUGUAUUCAUAAAUGAAUAUAUUGACUGAUUUCGUAAUAAAUGAUAUCAAUCAUAUCAAAGUGUUGAAAUGACUGAUAUAGGUAUGUCUGUAUGUGAAGGUGGAGUUAAUACGUGUACAGAAGGUUAAGCGACAGAUAUUAUCUUUUACUUGUGUAGCAGGUUUGUAGGGGCAGGUAGCCGAGGUGUGUGCGUGAAUUGUUUCAGUGCUCUGGUUUGUAUGCCUGUGUAAAUACAGAUUAUAAGGAUGUUUUGGCCAGUCCAAAGGUUUUACUCUGAGGAACUUUAGUUUGGUAAGUUUAAGUUUAUAGUUUGCUCUCUGGUGGGUGAGGAUUGCAUUAAGUCAGCAAAGAGGCCAGCAAAUAGACGUGUGACUGACGUGUAGUUUUUUAUAAAACUAAGGGGUGUAAGGAUGUGUGUGGGUGAGAGAGAGUGCAUUUGCUUGUACAAUUUAGAAGUUUGUGUUUGUAUUUUCUACUGCAGUGGCUGUAUAUUGCAUUUACAUUGCCCGGUUUGUAUCUGUGUAAUAAAGUGGUGCUCCUAAAACUUCAAA
Messenger RNA from Betta splendens (Siamese fighting fish), 2735 nucleotides. It is a transcript of the gene vsir, whose product is annotated as V-set immunoregulatory receptor. The coding region runs from base 195 to 1076 and encodes 293 amino acids. The transcript has 7 exons. Gene Ontology annotation, cellular component: plasma membrane. The record is from RefSeq and is a predicted model, not a curated record. Gene Ontology annotation, biological process: positive regulation of regulatory T cell differentiation; regulation of immune response; negative regulation of CD4-positive, alpha-beta T cell proliferation. Lineage: Eukaryota; Metazoa; Chordata; Actinopteri; Anabantiformes; Osphronemidae.